This is a messenger RNA of Ricinus communis (castor bean), 693 nucleotides long. Its product is annotated as heavy metal-associated isoprenylated plant protein 28. The transcript is spliced from 3 exons. Gene Ontology annotation, molecular function: metal ion binding. The record is from RefSeq and is a predicted model, not a curated record. Bases 122 to 568 code for a protein of 148 amino acids. NCBI's taxonomy places the organism in Eukaryota, Viridiplantae, Streptophyta, Magnoliopsida, Malpighiales, Euphorbiaceae.
CUUUCUUAACCUCUAUUUAAGUAGCACCCCUCUGCUCAUAUAUUUCUUCAUCACAGAUCCUCUUAAACUUGCACGCAGCAAAACCCUCUUAGCUAACUGAAAGUUCUUAAGACCUCCCAACAUGACGAUGACAGAGAUGAGAGUGCAUAUGGAUUGUGCUGGCUGUGAGACUAAAAUAAAGAAGGCUCUUCAAAAGCUAGAUGGAGUGGAUGACAUAGACAUAGACAUGACCAUGCAAAAAGUAACAGUAAUGGGCUGGGCAGACCAGAAGAAGGUUCUUAAAGCAGUAAGGAAGACAGGAAGAAGAGCUGAGCUAUGGCCAUAUCCGUAUAAUCCUGAAUAUUAUAAUUUCAAACAACAGUACCAGUAUCAGCAGCAACAAGAAACUCAACCUGAAGUUACCUAUUAUGCAACUCAGUACUCCACCUCUUCAUACAACUAUCGUAAACAUGGUUACAGUAAUGAAGACUACGGUUAUUAUCAAACACCCCCUUAUUCAAUGGCUGUUGAUGAACAGGCUACCGCUAUGUUUAGUGAUGAAAAUCCUCAUGCUUGUUCCAUAAUGUGAUAGAUAAUGUAUUAAGACUAGUUUCUUCUUCUUCUUUUUUUUCCUUUUGCCUUUUGUAUGCGUGUACAGUUAUAGAAUAUAUGGUUUUGUUUUGUCUAAUAAUUCAUAUGAUUAAUGCCCUCAAA